This is a messenger RNA of Dibothriocephalus latus, 1539 nucleotides long. The record is from the annotation of a GenBank genome assembly. NCBI's taxonomy places the organism in Eukaryota, Metazoa, Platyhelminthes, Cestoda, Diphyllobothriidea, Diphyllobothriidae.
AUGGCCGUCUCUGCUGCUGGUGACGUACUUGGUGGCGAAUACGAUGUCGUGAUAUUCCUCAAUGACAAGAUUCACGACCUCGGUGUCGCUGAGUUAGCCCCUAUCGAAAAGGCACUCACUGCCUAUCAACAUGUUAAUCCCAAGGUGGAGACCACUCUGGACAUUCUGCCCUUCCCUGAGCAUCCCUGUCAACGACUGAUAUUCUCUCCAACUGGCACCCUGAACGGUGAUACAGAUGACAGUCGAAAUAUCUACGAUGCCGCCGGGGCUGGAAUUAAAAAGGCACUGUCCAUUGGCUGCCGGUCUCCCCUUUUGGUCCUCGGGCCUAUCUCAUCCGCCCCCGCAGAUGCCGUUUGGAUGGAGGAUGAAUUUCCGGUGCUAAAUGCUGUCCUGGGUGCCCUACAUGUGCUGUACAUGCCACUGGAACUUCGUGAAAUUCACCCCGAGAAGCCCAGCAAAUAUGACAAGCUUGGCGUGUUCAACGCCAGUCCGAAGGUCCUUUUUAUCGCUUCGGCCAUUGAAGAGGGCAGAAGGGUGGCCAGAGAUAUUGGCGGUUCCGACCCCGAACGAAUGGCAGCCCCGAAAAUCGCCGAGUACCUGAAGAAGGAGUUCCAAAAUGUGCCCGAGGUGUCUGUUGACAUCCAGGAAGUUGAGGAAAAAGCAUAUCCUCUGAUGGCUGCUGUUAAUCGUGCGGCUGCCCGUAAUGCCCGACACCGCGGAAAGGUCGCCCACCUGACCUACAAGUCCUCCACCGUGGAUACCAGCCUCUUCUUGGUGGGCAAGGGCAUCACCUACGACACCGGUGGUAAUGACAUCAAGGCUGGUGGCGUUAUGGCCGGAAUGCACCGGGACAAGUGCGGAGCGGCCGCUAUUGCUGGCUUCUUUAAAACUAUCUCAAUCCUUAAACCGCCGGGUCUGCAGGUGUUUGGUUAUCUAGCCCUAGUGCGAAACAGCUGCGGCUCAGACGGCUAUGUUGCUGACGAACUGAUAACUUCGCGAUCUGGGUGUCGCGUCCGUGUCGGCAACACAGACGCUGAAGGUCGCAUGGUGAUGACAGAUCUUCUCUGCGAGGCUAAGGAACAGGCUGUCAACUCCAAGAACCCUUACCUCUUCACAGUCGCCACUCUCACCGGCCAUGUCAUCAGGGCGUACAAAUUCUACACGGCCCUCAUGGACAACGGUCCAGCAAGGAAGUUGGCAGUAUCCCAGAAGUUGCAAAGAGCCGGCGAACGAGUUUCCGAUAUGGCAGAGAUAUCAACCGUCCGCCGUGAGGACUUUGAGUUCACUAAAGGGCACACUGAACUCGAGGAUGUUCUCCAGUGCAACAAUCUACCCAGCAGUGGAACUCCACGUGGUCAUCAGUUUCCAGCAGCUUUCAUGACAGUCGCCAGCGGCCUAGAUAAGCAUGGUCUUGGUAAUGAAAAGCCGCUACCGUAUACCCAUAUUGACGUGGCAGGGAGCGCUGGACUAAUCGGUACCACACCCACGGCUGCGCCCAUGAUGAUGCUUACCAGUCAUUUCGUCCUUCCCAGACUAUGA